GCGCGAGCCCAACGGCCUAGGCGCGCGCCACCUCGCGGCGGGAGGCGCGGGGGAGGGGCCGGGGGAGCCCCCGCCCCGCCCCCCGCCUCAGCCGCCGCCGCCAGCUCGGUGGAGCCCCCCGCCGCCCGCCAGCCGCUCUCCGGAGCCGCCCGCCCGCCCCCUUCCCGCGUCUCGGCUCCCUCCCUGCGCAGCGGAAACAUGGCGGCGGGAAGGGAGUGAGCCGCCCCGCGCCCCCGCCGCGCCCGCAGAUGGAGAAAUUAGCAUACAAAGAAACUGACUUGUCAGAAGUCAGAGCAAGGUAUUGGUGGAUCCAGGGAUAAAUCCCAAACUUCUUAACCCCUAGACCGGUUUUUAGUCCAUUGACUAUGCAGCCUAAUGUGAUAGACUGGAGUGAUGUUAGAAAACACAAAUAUGGUCACCUAUCAGAGUCUGCAUCCCAAUAUCAAGAAGCUGCUGACAUCCUGGAGCUAGGGUUGUAAAGAAGAUUACAUGAGCUAAUGGAUGUGAAAACAUCUUAAAAACUCUCAAAUACUUUUCAACUUUGGAGGAUUAUUAUGAUUUUCAUUCUGUUCAGCGGCUAUACUCAGACUUUACUCUAAGUCAAAUCUUCUGACAUUCUUUGAAGUGAAGCAUUCUAUGAAUGUGAGCUGAAGAAAUGAAUGAAAUGAAAUAAUGCAGGUCAUUUUACCUGGGACAAAUACCUAAAAGAAACAUGUUCAGUCCCAGCGCCUGUCCAUUGCUUCAAGCAGUCCUACACACCUCCAAGCAACGAAUUCAAGAUCAGUAUGAAAUUGGAAGCACAGGACCCCAGGAACACCACAUCCACCUGUAUUGCCACAGUAGUUGGACUGACAGGUGCCCGCCUUCGCCUGCGCCUUGAUGGGAGCGACAACAAAAAUGACUUCUGGCGGCUGGUUGACUCAGCUGAAAUCCAGCCUAUUGGGAACUGUGAAAAGAAUGGGGGUAUGCUACAGCCACCUCUUGGAUUUCGGCUGAAUGCGUCUUCUUGGCCUAUGUUCCUUUUGAAGACGCUAAAUGGAGCAGAGAUGGCUCCCAUCAGGAUUUUCCACAAGGAGCCACCAUCGCCUUCCCACAACUUCUUCAAAAUGGGAAUGAAGCUAGAAGCUGUGGACAGGAAGAACCCUCAUUUCAUUUGCCCAGCCACUAUUGGGGAGGUUCGGGGCUCAGAGGUGCUUGUCACUUUUGAUGGGUGGCGAGGGGCCUUUGACUACUGGUGCCGCUUCGACUCCCGAGACAUCUUCCCUGUGGGCUGGUGUUCCUUGACUGGAGACAACCUGCAGCCUCCUGGCACCAAAGUUGUGAUUCCAAAGAAUCCCUAUCCUGCCUCCGAUGUGAAUACUGAGAAGCCCAGCAUCCACAGCAGCACCAAAACUGUCUUGGAACAUCAACCAGGGCAGAGAGGGCGUAAACCAGGAAAGAAGCGGGGCCGGACACCCAAGACCCUAAUUUCCCAUCCCAUCUCUGCCCCAUCCAAGACAGCUGAACCUUUGAAAUUCCCAAAGAAGAGAGGUCCCAAACCUGGCAGCAAGAGGAAACCUCGGACUUUGCCGAACCCACCACCUGCCUCACCAACAACCAGCACUCCUGAACCAGAUACCAGCACUGUACCCCAAGAUGCUGCCACCAUCCCCAGCUCAGCCAUGCAGGCCCCAACAGUUUGUAUCUACUUGAACAAGAAUGGCAGCACAGGCCCCCACUUAGAUAAGAAGAAGGUCCAGCAACUCCCUGACCAUUUUGGACCAGCCCGUGCCUCUGUGGUGUUGCAGCAGGCUGUCCAGGCCUGUAUCGACUGUGCUUAUCACCAGAAAACCGUCUUCAGCUUCCUCAAGCAAGGCCAUGGUGGUGAGGUUAUCUCAGCUGUGUUUGACCGGGAACAGCAUACCCUCAACCUCCCAGCAGUCAACAGCAUCACCUACGUCCUCCGCUUCCUGGAGAAACUCUGCCACAACCUUCGUAGUGACAAUCUGUUUGGCAACCAGCCCUUUACACAGACUCACUUGUCACUCACUGCCACAGAGUACAGCCACAGCCACGACAGGUACCUACCAGGUGAAACCUUUGUCCUGGGGAAUAGUCUGGCCCGCUCCUUGGAACCACACUCAGACUCAAUGGACUCUGCCUCGAAUCCCACCAACCUUGUCAGCACCUCCCAAAGGCACCGGCCCUUGCUUCCAUCCUGUGGCCUCCCACCAAGCACUGCCUCAGCUGUGCGCAGGCUAUGCUCCAGGGGGUCGGACCGAUACCUGGAGAGCCGGGAUGCCUCUCGACUGAGUGGCCGGGACCCCUCCUCAUGGACAGUCGAGGACGUGAUGCAGUUUGUCCGGGAAGCUGAUCCUCAGCUUGGACCCCACGCUGACCUCUUUCGCAAACACGAGAUCGAUGGCAAGGCCCUGCUGCUGCUGCGCAGUGACAUGAUGAUGAAGUACAUGGGCCUGAAGCUGGGGCCUGCGCUCAAGCUCUCCUACCACAUUGACCGGCUGAAGCAGGGCAAGUUCUGAACCAGGAGAGGCAGCCUAGACAACCAAGUGGCAGCAGGUGGGGGCAUUCUUCUAGGCAUGGGGGGCAUCAGCCCACCCCAGGCACCUCAGUGGGGUUCCGGGCCACCUCAGGACUCCAAGAGGCUGUGUGGAGCCACCACUCCUAGCCACAGCUGCCAUGAUAAGUCCUUCCAUGAAGGACUGAGAAGGAAGAGUGGGGGUCCAGGGCUGGUGCUGCCCUUCCCUCAGCUCUGCCGGGGCUCUAAGGUCCCUCUAUUUAUUUCUCAAGCCUGGCUGGCCUCUCACCAGGAGUUUAGGCUGAAUGCCUUCCAAGUGAUGGAGGAAAAGACCAACUCUGUCCUGGUCUUGCUGUGGCACCCCAUCACCCCACAGCUCCUACCUUCUCACCAGAUUCCCCUGAAUCCAAACUCAUGGUGCAAACCUCUACCUUUUUUACAAAAAGAUGUUACUGUUAAUUUAUUGUUUCUGGCACUUCGGCAAACCCUGUAGUUAAAUAUUCCUCCCACAAUAGACACUGGGUUUCAGGCGGAGGGAGACUGCCCUGCCUUGGUCCCAGAGAGGCCCUCUCCAGAUGGGCGUGGCCCCUCUUCAGAGGACACUACCCUAGGGCAUUUUCUCUUUGAGGUGGAGAGACCCAUAAAGCCUUGACCACAUCACUCCAUAUGGGGAAGAGAAGGAUCCCUGUCACCUUCUCCUCUCUUCACGGGGCCCUUUUGCAGCCCUAGGCCUCAUCUGUGGGAAGGGAGUCCCUGGCCCAUACUGCCCCCACCACAGCUCCUUGCCCUGGCCAGAACCGCUAUCGAAGAAGAUCAGGCCAGAAGGCCAAGAAGGCGCUGAGGGGGAUGGGAGGGCAGGUUUUCCAGCCUGGAGUCGGUUCCACCCACUCUGCUGUCCAUAUGCUUCCUUGUAAGCAAGUCAGCAGCACAGCUACUCACGCUGCCAUCUGGACUUAUUUUAUGUCAAUCUGUUUAUAAAUAAAAACCAAUAUAGAUA
Messenger RNA from Nomascus leucogenys (northern white-cheeked gibbon), 3512 nucleotides. RefSeq names its product Scm polycomb group protein homolog 1 (gene SCMH1). Gene Ontology annotation, molecular function: protein binding. The coding region runs from base 786 to 2519 and encodes 577 amino acids. Gene Ontology annotation, biological process: regulation of DNA-templated transcription. NCBI's taxonomy places the organism in Eukaryota, Metazoa, Chordata, Mammalia, Primates, Hylobatidae. The record is from RefSeq and is a predicted model, not a curated record. The transcript is spliced from 16 exons. Gene Ontology annotation, cellular component: nucleus.